Molecule: messenger RNA, 1948 nt
Organism: Colias croceus (clouded yellow)
Lineage: Eukaryota; Metazoa; Arthropoda; Insecta; Lepidoptera; Pieridae
Gene: nvy
Product: protein CBFA2T3
Exons: 11
Coding region: 1-1494 (497 amino acids)
Biological process (GO): DNA-templated transcription; negative regulation of DNA-templated transcription
Cellular component (GO): nucleus
Molecular function (GO): transcription corepressor activity
Source: RefSeq, a predicted model, not a curated record
AUGGCGGUUGUACAGGGGUCAGCAACCACAUCAGGCAAGGAGCGUAGAUCGCCAGAGCAGGAGGAGCCCAGGUCCUCCCCUACACCUGGACCACCAAGUCCUAACCCACCACAGAAUAACGGUACCACAGCGGCCCUAUCCUCCACGGAGUCCCUCUCCCCCCCGCUCCCCGAGGGCUCCCGCGGCGCGCCCGCGCUGCAGCGCUUGCGCAAGUUCCUCUCUGCGCUGCAACAGUUCGCGGCUGACGUGGGCGCUGACACGGGGGAGAGGGUGCGGCAGCUUAUAUUUAAUUUGGUGGCUGGCGUGGUAACCAUAGAAGAGUUCCAAUCAGGAGUACAAGAAUGUACCAACUAUCCCUUACGGGCAAGUGUGCCCGGCUUCUUGCGGGCAUUACUGCCUCUCGCGCAAAGGGACUUGCACGCGAGGGCACGGCGGGGGAAACUGACGCCACUCCAAUACAUUAGGUCCCAUGAACAUCUAAUAUUAGAAGCGAAUGGUGAAGGAGACAUCUUUACACAGCAGGGCUCCGCUGAACCGGGGGCGAAGCGCCGGGCUAGCGAUCCGUUCUACGAAGCCCAAACGAACGGCGCACACGACGACUACCCGCCCCACGCUAAGAGAAGCUUCUUCAACCCCUCCCCCUUUUACCCCCUUCCUAGUAACGCAAGUCUGUUUGAUUACCACCCCUACCACGCGUACCACCCGGGGCAAGAAGGGUUUGAGAGGCGUGAUGGUGGGAUAGCAGUUCGCGACGUGUCGUCAAUGAACAGUAACUUCUCGGAGCCGCGUCCAGCUGGUCUGGUGAAGAACGACGACGAGUGGAAGAACAUCAACACGAUGCUGAACUGCAUCCUCAGUAUGGUGGAGAAGACCAAGCGGGCGCUGGCUAUACUGCAGCAGAGGAGUUCAGGUGUAGAACCAACAGACAACACAGACAUAAAGCGUGUAGCGAGCGAGAUAAUGGCGGCCGCUGUGAGACAGACUGAGGAACGAGUGGCUGAUGUCAGACGAAGGGCUGAGGAUGCUGUGAAUCAGGUGAAAAGACAAGCGCUCCUCGAGCUACAGCGUGCUGUGGGCGCUGCGGAAAGUAAGCUGGAGGUCGGGGAACGAGCGACAGAUGCUGCACCAGAGGCUGGGGGACAGCAGAAUUGUUGGAACUGCGGUCGCAAGGCGCAGGAGACGUGCUCGGGGUGCGGCGCCGCGCGCUACUGCGGCGCGUUCUGUCAGCACAAGGACUGGGAGACGCACCACCAGGUAUGCAGCGGCCGCGAUCAAAAACCGACCGCCAUGUUGCGUUCCUCCCCACCCGUUCCCACCACUAUCCCAAAAACGCUUCCCCGAGCCACCACUCCCAUCGCCACACAAGCAGACAAUCGACUCACAAUAACGACCAUAAACUCGGAACGAUUAAUUACAAAUAAUCUGGGAAAUGAUAGAAUAGCGCUGGCAACACUGACCACGCAGGGUCUAAUGGCGAUCGGCGGGAAGAAAUGACGCAACAAGGACUGCGCGGGAAACGUCAGGCUCCCAAGGAAGCUGAGGAAGUGAUUCGAUUUUUGAAUUCGCAUUCGUAAUUUUUUUUUUCGAAUGUGACAUUUGAAUUUUUUUUUGGAUUUUGACAUCGUAACUUUUUUCAUUUGUGACAUCUGUUAUUUUUUUUUGGAUUUUGACGUUUGUAAUUUUUUUCGAUUGCGGCACUCACAGAUUGUGGCGGCACCAAGGGCGGCAUUUUUAUAGAUUUGGACUUUUCAUUUUUUUUAAUCAGAUGAUAGCUAAGAUAGGCUUUGGUUUAAAUGUCAUGUGCGAUGUUUAGGUACUUUUUCCUAUUCAUAUGUAUUCUGUUCGGUGGUCAUUGCACCGAACAUAAUAUUAUGCCAUGAGUAAUUUAAUCAAUAAUUUAUUUAUUGUUGUAUUUUUUGUGAAUUUAUUGCACUUCUAUGCGAGUUAC